This is a messenger RNA of Chelmon rostratus (copperband butterflyfish), 4646 nucleotides long. It is a transcript of the gene wdfy1, whose product is annotated as WD repeat and FYVE domain containing 1. The transcript is spliced from 12 exons. The record is from RefSeq and is a predicted model, not a curated record. Bases 43 to 1275 code for a protein of 410 amino acids. Gene Ontology annotation, molecular function: metal ion binding; protein binding. NCBI's taxonomy places the organism in Eukaryota, Metazoa, Chordata, Actinopteri, Chaetodontiformes, Chaetodontidae.
GGAAAACCAGCUGAAGGAAAACACUGCUGGCUAGUUAAUACCAUGGCUGCGGAGAUCCAUUCGAGGCCUCAAACCGCUAGACCUAUUCUUUUGAACAAGAUCGAGGGCCACUCAGACGCCGUCAACGCAGCCGUUUUAAUACCAAAAGAGGAUGGAGUGAUCACGGUCAGCGAGGACAGAACCAUCCGAGUUUGGCUGAAAAGAGACAGCGGUCAGUACUGGCCAAGCAUCUACCACACAGUCUCCUCUCCCUGCUCUUGCAUGUCGUACCACCAUGACAGCAGACGCAUCUUCAUAGGCCAGGACAACGGAGCUGUUGUGGAGUUUCUCAUCUCUGAAGAUUUCAACAAGAUGAACCACGUCAAAACGUAUCCAGCCCACCAGAACCGCGUGUCAGAUAUGGUGUUCUCCCUGGAGAGUGAGUGGGUGGUGAGUACUGGCCAUGACAAGAGCGUGAGCUGGAUGUGCACCCAGAGUGGCAGCAUGCUGGGGAGACACUACUUCACCGCCUGGGCCUCCUGCCUACAAUACGACCACGAGACGCAGCAUGCCUUCGUCGGCGAUUACUCAGGACAGAUCACGCUGCUGAAACUGGAGAGGCAGACGUACUCCACCAUCACUACGCUGAAGGGUCACGAAGGUAGUAUAGGGACCCUGUGGUGGGACCCUGUCCAGAGACUGCUGUUCUCAGGAGCCUCUGACCACAGCGUCAUCAUGUGGGACAUCGGGGGCCGCAAGGGACGAACGCUACUGUUGCAGGGACACCACGAGCGCGUUCAGGCCUUGCGUUACCUCCAGCUGACCAGGCAGCUGCUGUCGUGCUCAGCCGACGGAGGCAUCGCAGUGUGGAACAUGGACGCACAGAGAGAAGAGGCGCCUCAGUGGUUAGACAGCGACUCCUGUCAGAAGUGCGAGCAGCCGUUCUUCUGGAACAUCAAGCAGAUGUGGGACACUAAGACCCUGGGGCUCAGACAGCACCACUGCAGAAAGUGUGGCAAGGCUGUGUGUGGAAAAUGCAGUUCUAAACGCUCCACGUUCCCUAUCAUGGGCUUCGAGUUCCCGGUGCGGGUGUGCGAUGCCUGCUUUGAUACCAUCAAAGAAGAAGAUCGAACAGCAUUGGCCACGUUCCAUGAGGGGAAACACAACAUCGCUCACAUGGACAUGGACCCAUCCAGAGGCCUGAUGGUCACUUGUGGAAGCGACCGCAUUGUUAAGAUCUGGGAUAUGACGCAGGUGGUUGGCUGUAGCUUAGCAACAGGCUUCUCUUCUCGCUGACUGGCCCAGCCCACUACAUGCGCCACCCACUCUUCCAGUGUCAUGGAAACCCCUCUGUACUCUACAUCACGCCUGGGAUCUUCAGCUACAACCAGGCCCGCCCUUGGUGAAUGUGUGUGUGUGUGUGUGUGUGUGCGUGCGUGUGUGUGUGUGUUGAUAGUGUAGCCCUCCACGUUCCUUUUGCUUCCAUCAUAAAUUUGACUUUAAUUUCACUAACCGUCAGUCCUACAUGAAGGUGUGUGUGACUAAUUUUGGAAUUUUUGCUCUGAUCUGAAACAACCCUAAGCACAAUGGUGUGUGUUUGUGUGUGUGUGUGUGUGUACAUGUGUGCAUGAAUCGUAAUGAUUUCUCCUAUGGGAGGAAUGGUAUUGAUAUUAGUGUUUACAUUAUAUUAAUAUUUCCAAUGCUUCUUUUGACAAAGGUCAUUUUUUAUUACCCUUGCACUGUAAAGUUAGGUUUCACCAAAUCGCUGACCUGCCAUUCCUGUACAGACACACACUAGCUUCCUUAUUACUGUGGCCCAAUAACUGCAUAUUACUCAGUCACUGUAACAUGUACAAAGCCCCUGAUCACUUGUAUAUACCCCUGCAUCAUGUGUAUAGUAGAUAGUUGCUUGAAUUGACUCUCGCUGAUCAAAGCGAUCAGCCUUUUCUGUCUUUGUUCCUCUCUUUUCAGUUUGGUUUUCUUUCACUAGUUGGCCUUAAAUCACUCUCAGGAGGUUUUACAUCAGUAGGUUGUCACUGGGCGGGGGCUCUCCAUGUCAGUUGUAACCAUUAGUAAUCACUCAAGCGUGCUAAGAAAAUCAGUAGAACAGCCUCUUUAUUCAUAGAUGAAGGAAAUCUCUUGAUAGAUUCAAAGAUGCCGCCAUAGAAAUUUGAUGUUCUUGUCAGGUGUUGGCACUGAACCAGCCAGGUGAGGCAUGGGAAACAUGUUGCCAUAGUGACGAGCACUGACAGAGGUAGCAUCAAACAUCCUGUCGCGGCCAUCCUGAGGUGCACCAGUGGAAUUCAACAUUUCAGUCAAUCGUUGGCUUGAGUCUCCCAACUUUAUUUUGGUAAAAACAAGUUUAGAAAAUAGCACCUCCUAGAUAUUUAUCACUUCCUGUAAAAAAAUAAAAUUAAAUUAAAAAAAAUGUGUAGGUAGAUACCACAUGGCACUGAUGGUCCAAACCCAAGAUUCUCAUUCCUCAUUAGAAUUAUUUUCAUCUAUAAUUUCAAAAAUAUGAAUAUUUCUAGUUCUUUGUGAUGCAAAAUUGGAUUUCCCUCCCACCAGAGAGGCACUUACGUACCGGACAGGUACUCUAAACUAAAUGUAGCACUAAACGCUGGCGUGUUGAAUCGUCCCCAGCUGAAUCACGGGUCACAUCAGGGCUGCAUGUGCUCCUUCAAAAGCCUUACACAGAGAAGGACACACUCACAAAGCCUUUUUAGUGGUUUGUCAGUGCUUACGACUGUUCACUCAUGAGCAUUCACUCUCAUCAUGAAGCGCCGGAUGUUUGUGCUCUCUUUCAUCCUCUUUUUUUACUGUUUCCGUUCCGAGCUCUCCUGCUUCCCCCACACAUCUGUGCAUCGACGAUGUCUCAUAACGCUCUCACCACUGCACUGAAUUGCACAACUCGUGGUCUUUGAAUGAUACAAAACAUUUUUGUAAGUUCAGAUUUUAGAGGGGUGAAAGCUGGAUUCGAUGUAGCGUCCAUGUAAAUAGCGGCUACUAUCUUCUAACGUUAGAGUAACGCUUGCCUUAUUGUAAGUGGGAAAAUGAGCAUUAUAAUGUUGGAAUCUCAAAAUGUAGUCACAUUCCAGUUUGUUGAUCAUGUAGUGUGUAUUUAUAUUUGUAGUAAAGUAUUUAUCUGUUAUCAUUUUCAGUGGUGGUUUACUUUUCUUUGCGCCCAUUUGGUAGUCUUCACUUCCUUGUAAUAACAAACUAGAACAUGUUGAGCAUGUGAGCACUCAGUAAUACUGCAGCGUCAGACCCUGCGGUACUUUCCAUCCUGACAUGGACAGAGGUUGAUUGGUUAAUCAGGUGACAGCAGUGGUUGUCAUGUAACCGCUAUCGUUUCCCAUCAUCAGCGCCUUCCUCCAUUAUAUUUAGAGGUCACACGAUCUUACUUGGGGUUAGACUGAAAGCUGAUCCGAUUCAUCAGUUGCCAGUAUUUUGAAAGAAUUUUCAUUUUGAUGAAAUUUGGCGGUUUCUGUCCUUUGGAUUUUCGUCCAGGUUGGAAAUUAUUUUUCUGCAGGUGCAUGUGCACAUGUCUGGAUUCUGGAAGCUCUGGGACAAAACCUGCCAUAAAUUUUACAGCAAAAUUAUCAGAAAUAAUUAACAAAACAUAUCAUUAAAGCUGCAUUCAUUGAUUUUUUUCCCCCCUCCCACUUGGUUUCAGCCAGACAACCUGAAAACACAGAAAUCUAGCAGUCGCUCAUUUACACCACAUGGAGCAACAUGAGCUUGCUGCCGCUGGCUCAGAAAACCAAAACAGAUGAAAAGAAAAUGCUCCAUCCACUGAAUUCUAGAGCUUCUGAAUAAUUCCCUGGUUAUCUAUCAAUAAAAGCAACACCUUUCACAUUAGAUGUAUUGAUUUUGGGCAGUGUUAGGUGGUUUAAAAGAGCAAAAAUCAAUGCGAAAGAUGUUAAAGCUGCAGCAAUCUUUUUUCAUUGAUUUUCACCAACACUGGCAAAGUGAUCUAUCAGUCCAACUCUAAGUAUUGUAGAAACUCAUGUCACAAAGCAUCAUCUUGGGUCUACAGGGUUACUGACGAGGCUACCGUACAAUCAGGAGUCGAAGCUCUCCUCUCCUUUUUCAUCUCACUGGACAUUGGAGCUCCUUCCAAUCAUUCCUUAUGUCCCUGUAACAGAUUUCAUUUGGUGAUAAAAGGCUGUCUCAGCUCCACAGCAGAUGGACAAGAUGUUCAUGGUAUGAUGCAUGGCAGGGUCUGCUGUUUGCAGAAGCAGCUAAUGAAAUAGAUCUUCAGAUUGUCAGCCGGUCGCAAGGAAGGAAGGAAUAGAUUUCCUCGUGUUGUAAGUAGUUUAUUUCCUUUUUUUUCCACAAGUUAAAGGAGUUAUUUUGUUUCCGUUGUCCUUGUUCAUCGAACACUAGACUGAGUGGCCUCCAUGCUGAUAAGAGGCCAAAUCAACACUUUAAAGACGACUCAUUUUCCACAACACCACGGCCCAUAAUUUCAAACUCUGUAAACUGAAUUGUUUGGUUUGACUUUUUCUCUACAGAUGCUUGUAAAACACACGUGCUGUUCCAAAAUGAUCUUAAUGUAUAUCUCAAAAUAAUUGUAUUUUUAAAUACUUUUGUUGACAAUACAGGACUGGCUGUAGUCUCUUCGAGAGACUAAAGAAUUUAUGCUUAAUAAAGAUAUUCUGACA